Messenger RNA from Taeniopygia guttata (zebra finch), 7934 nucleotides. NCBI's taxonomy places the organism in Eukaryota, Metazoa, Chordata, Aves, Passeriformes, Estrildidae. The record is from RefSeq and is a predicted model, not a curated record.
GCGGCCGAGCGCCCCGCUGCCCGCCCAGGAGCCCGCGCUGUGGCUGGCCGAGGUGGCGCUGCCGGACGAGGACGCCGCCAGCCCCUUCUGGUACAAGUUCCUGCGGCGGGAGGGCGGCCACUUCCUCUGGGAAGGUAACGGAGGGGACCCCCUGGCCGUGCCGGGCCGCCUGCCCCGCCGGGAGGAGCGGUGCGGCUCUCUGAGCAAUGGCUGUGGCGCCGUCCGCUCGCAGCCCCGCCGCUCCCUGCCGCGGCCGGGGGCCUGUCCCGGGCGGGAGCUGCCGGUGCACGUAGAGCCGCCCAGGCUGUCGCGGCUGUCGUGACGUGGGUUCUCGCAAACAAAAAUGUUUUUUGGCUGUGUGACGGAGGCGGGUGAAUGCAGAAGGAGGCUGACUUUCUAGAAGUGAAGAAUUUAGGAUCUCCUAGUAUGCACUAUGGUGUGGGUUAUUUUAUUUGGCUAAGGUGAAACGUCAUGAUGGCAUUUUCACGCUGAAUUGCAGGAAAAGUGAAUUUAUGGAAUAAAAAUCUUUACAUCUGUCCAAGGAAGCAGAAUUGGGUCUCUUUGAAGGUGCCAAGUUCUACAUAAUAUGACAGUGACACUGGUCUAUAAAGCAGUCCUCAUCACACAGAUUAUAGAAAUAAUAGUAGAAAUAGAAAUAAUUAGAAUUGCAUAGAAAUAAUAGAGAAUAAUUACAGAGAAUCACCAAUUUUAAAGUUGAUGGUUAUUCUCUGGUUGGAAGUAGUGGUAGCUCAAAUUGUUGUGUAUUCCAGGGAGCACGUUUAGGAAAUGUAGUCAGAGUAAUAAACAUAUUUUGUUUUGGCAGAUUUGCAGUUUUAGGAUUAACCUGGCUGGCAUUUUGUUCUUGUCAUUGUGAAUGCUCAGGAGUUUGAGCUCAGUGCUUAGCAGGAAUGAUAGAAAGCAAGUGGGCAUAUCAUCUAAAUGCAGAAGAAUUUUUAAAUUAGUCAUUAAUAUAAACAAUUUUUUCCUUGAUUGAUAUUUACAGGAAAGCACAAAUUUGCUUAAACCUUGAAAUUUAUUGUUCUUUCUUUAUUGCAUGAAGGGAGCCUAGGGAUGUUUUCUUAUCCAAUAACUGAGCAAUCUUGCCAUUCGUUUUAAUCUGUUUUAGUGGUUUUGGGUUUUUUCUUUUUAUAACUGUGAUCAAUGAAAAUUUGGCUGUCAUCUGUUUAUUCUUGUAAAAAUCACAACUUGAAAAGACAACUCUUUUCUUAAGAAAAGAACAGGUGUUUUUUUGUGCUAAGCAAAUGCUGUGCAUUGUCUCUGUAGUAUCCUGUGUGUUUAGAAUUAAAAUGGGCUUUGGGAAACACUUAGCACUUGCAGAACAUCUGCAGUUUUGAAGACAUGUUCGUGAGGGAUAGAGGAAAGUGCAGAAUGAUACUUGCUCUAAGUUUUUGAGUUGAGGCAUCCAUCUGUAACCAGAGAAACUGUAGUUAAUGGAUGUCAGUGUAGUUAGGGAUGUCAGAUGUUUACAUAUACUGGAUAUUGAAAUCAUGUGCUGUAUUUAAGAAAAUGACUUCAGAUUUUUUACUAAGAUACGUAUGCGUGUGAGAAUUCCACUGGCAGAGCAUAUUUUUUUUACGAUAGUACGAUACCCAUGUAUCAUGUAAUUUGAGUACAAAUUUCAGCCAUUCCAAUACAGUGGGGAAGACUGAAAGAUUACAGUGGAGGUAGUUAUUUAUGUGGGCUAGAAGAGUCAAAGUCACAGGCCAGUGUUCUGUGGCUUUUGGUAGGAAGCUUUCAGGCAGGGCUUGGCCUGUGCAAGAUUCACUGGGUUGUUGCAUGUGGCUUGAGGGAGCAAGUUCCCCUCCCUAGGAGGAUGAAGUGGGAGGUGAGACUCCCCUGUGCUCCUGAAGAUGACGUGCUUCUGCUGUCCCAGGGAGAUGUUGCUGGUCUGCACACAGGACCUGUCACUUAAAGCCAUUGAGUGUUUCUGGCUCAGGUCACAUGAGCUGUUUGGGGUUUCUUCAGGAUUGGUGCUUGCUUACCUACUGUGAAAGCUGAAGCCUGCUAUCCAGGAGGGUUUGUGAUAUGCUAAGGUGUCUGUCAAAACAGGUUGGUUAUGCUGAGCUUCAGAAUCUGGGAAUAGGUUUAGAAAAAAGGCUAAAUUUAUGUGUGUACCUUUUUCUCCCCCAACUGCACCUGUGUCUGUGUACUUUGUUUUUUGUGUUGAUUCUUCAAAACUGGACUUAACAUCUCUCAGUUUGGAAACUAAAAGAAUUUUGUGUCUGCUGUCAAAACGAAAUAAAUACAAGAUGAAACUUAUGCUUGAGUUUAUUUUUGUGAGUUUAUGAUGGAAGACUCAUCUGUGCCUUUAUCUCCUUACUUUCAUCUAAAUAAACUGUAGGUACUAAUAAAGAAACAUGCUGCAUAAAAGGACAGGGAAUUUGUUAGAGGUAUGCCCCAAACUGUAUUUUGAGAGGAUGGAAUACAGUCUGCUGACACUUUGUAUUUUUGGGAAGGGAAAAAAUAAAUUGUAUAGAAAACCUACAUAAGCUUGUAGUACAUACACAAGCUUGCAAUGUAAAAUAUUGCCCCUUUGUUGCCCAGAGAAAUUGUGGAUGCCCCUUCCUUGAAGUGUUGAAGGCCAGCUUUUAUGGGGCCCUGAGCAACCUGGUCUACUGAAACGUAUCUCUGCCUGGGGAACUGGGUGAUCUUUAAGGCCACUUCCAACCCAAACCAUUUUGUUAUUCUGUGAUUUUUGUGUAGCUCUUAGUUUAGAUGGUGUAGAUGGAGCUUGCCAGAUCCAGUAUUACCAGUGAAAGCACAGCCAGCCUAUAUUCUAGUAAUUUGUUCAGGUGAGCAGAGCCUUAAUUCUUACAAAAAAACCUCCAUCUCUAGUUUUGGGGAGGGAGGAGGAGAGAAAAGAUGUCUUGUUUGCAAGACAAAUGAUACAAUACAGUGCAAUUUAAAUACAAUUAUGUUACUCAGCCUGUAGUAUGUUGGCCUUCCAACAUUUCCAGUUCAUGCUUCUGUGAGCCUAUUUGUAUAAACCAAAAGACUGGUAGAUUUUUGGAGUAAUAAGUGUUUUCACAUCACUGUAAUACAACCAGUGAAAAUAUCAGAAAUAAAUUCUGAUCAUAGGAUUGAGCACCUGAUUAGUUGAAAACAUUGCUGAUAGUUAAGCACAAUAAAAUUUCACUUUUAAAGUGUGUUGAAGCUUGAAGCAAUCUGACUUUUGGCUUCAGCUCUUUGAAUAAAAAAGGUGUAAUUUCUUCAUUAAAAGGAGGGGAUUCUUCUGAGGCUGUAUGAGAAGGUAAGAUCUAGUUGCCAUUUGCAAUGGAGAGAUUGUAAUGGAAUGAAAAAUACUUGGGGCUAAGUCUUAGCAGGAUAUGCAAAAUAAAAAAAAAAUUGAGGCCAUUCUAAGAAGUACAGUUGGAUACAAUGUUAAUUUCUAUAACUGAGAUCCAUGGGGUUUUCCUUUUUUUUUUCCCUCCAAACCUAAUCUGCAGAUCCCCCAAAUUGGUAGCAGUUCCAUUAUUAAAAACAAACAAACCUGAAUUAAAAAACAAAAACAAAAACCAGCAAACCCUGAAGAGUUACAUUUCUUCACGGGUCUUUUAAUGCAGCUGUUUCAUGUAGUGCUCUUCCCACUGGGUGGUGCCAUAUUCCCUGUGUAUAGCCAGCGCCUGCCUAGCGUCUCGCAGCUACUUGCAUGUUUCAUUAGUAUUUUGUGUAAUCUGUUAGGCUCUUGAAAAUAAUCCAGAAUUUUACUUACUUUCCCAAAUCCCAGUUCUGAAGUAGGUGGUGAGUAGAAAUCAACAUAAAGCACAAGUUAUGUGAUUGUUGUAUAAUUGUGCAUCAUAGGCAUUUUGUUCCUGCAAAGCUCUUGCUUUCUGGACAGCACUAGAUAACCUUAACACUUUUCAGAUGUGACAAAACUUAACGAGUGGAUAACUUUGAAUUCUUCAACCCAAUACUUCUUUAAGGAAUGGAAAAAAGCUUUGGUUACAAUGUGGAAUAGCUCAUUGUGUUUUGUUCUUCAACCCCCUCAAGGCUUAUACAUAGCAUGCAUUUUGGUGCAAUUAAAUGGCAUCAAGAUUCUCUUUCUAUCUGCUUAUCAGCAUUAGCCAGCUUAUACUGAGCAACCAGACAUCAGUAAAAAAAACGUAGAAUGGCCAUGUGAAACUGCAAAAUUACAAGAAUAAAAAUAAAUGCAUAUAGUUGCAUUCUUCUGCGUUUGGCAGGCAUAGAUCUUUUCCUACCCACAGAGAUAAUCAGGGGCCAGUUCUGAUUUCUGUGCGAGUCUAAUUAAAGCCUUCGUGGUUAUAAUGGCAAAUUUACAAUAAAUGCUUUUUUUAUGCAAAUCCUAUAUUUACCAUUUUUCCUUUCCCUCACUUCUAAGUGGAAGGUGGGCUCAACAACUUAUUUUGAAUGGAAAGAAACACUGAGAAGUGAUAAGUAAUUGGGAUGAUACUUUGGUCAAAGUAUUGCCAUGGUUGCUAUUUUGAUGUAGUUCAUUUCCUGCCUAUUCUGGUAUGGUAGAAAGUAACAAUUAGUAGUAGACAGUACAGUAAACAGUGUCAGAGCAAACAAGAAGAUGGUAUUAGAUUAUACAUUUUAUCGCUAUUAACCAUUAUUCUCUCAUCUGUAUUUCCUGUAGAGUUAUUUCUACCAUCUGUCAGAAAAGAAAUUGUCUUAUACAUGAGGAAAAUUUCCUUUUAGAUGCUUUUCUCUGACUUCAUCAUUAAACCAGGCAUUUGGUUAAAAUCUUAGUACAAUAGAAGUUCCCACUGAAAAACACCUGGGCCUGAGCAGACCAACAGAGAGAAAUAAAAUAUGUUUUUGAAAGUUGCCUUUGAAAAUUCUGAUUUUCUUAUAUCUGAUUAAAAAAAUAAUAAAAAAAAAGCCUUGGUGAUGAACCGCAUUAAGUAUUAAGAAUGGCUUUCUUGUAAAUCAUUUAGUUUUCAUUCAGGCAUAAUUUCAAAAUGUAAUUCCAUCAAAGAAUUUUCUUAGGAUAUAUCAAUAAAAAGACUUAAAUUCUGCCUGGAUUUUAAUAGAAUUAGAACUUGUUUCCAUGGUUCUGUGUAGCAGCUCUAUCAAAAAGGAAGUUGAAACAGUCUGCUUUAAGUCUGAUAGAAUAUAAACAUGUGGUGUAUGAUGCACAUGAUUUUCUUCUUUUUGGGUAUCUCUUCUUGGCUUGCAAAUGCAAAGGAACAUUUUUGAAAAUCAGACCAGUUAGAAGGAGUUACUUAGCUAGGUAUAGCAAAUUAACUAUUUUGUCUUACUUAAGUAUUAUGUAUUUAAGUAAUACAAUAAAUUCAUCUGCCACCACUUACAGAAUCUAAGGGGAAGAUGGUUUGCUGACAGAAGAAAAAAGUAGCAUUAAAAAUCAAAGCAUGCUUUUCUUUGGCGUACGGGUUAGGCUUCAUAUGUGGUAUAUAGAAUUGGAGCUAUUUGUCAGAGCUGUUAAAACAAAGGACUGCUACUGAGGGCUUGAGGAAAGUGGGACUCCAGAGCCGGUGGCAGACUCAAACUCUCAAAAACUUGAUCUCGCUCAGUUCCAAAGAGAGGAAUUCAGCCCCCUCCACCUCUGUUUUUUUAACAAUCGAAAGCAAUUCAGCCCUGGCAAGAUUGAGACGGAUCCUAUUUCAAAACAUCAGAGAUUGAAUUUUGUUCACAGGCAGCAGGGAGACUUUUGUGACAGAAUCUGGUGUGAAGGGCAAUGGGCCCCAUCAUGAUCGAAGUUGUGUUUACGACCAGAGCAACAUAGUAGAUGGAGUUUACUGCCUCCCAAUAGCACACUGGAUUGAAGUCUCUGGGCAUACUGAUGAGAUGAAACACACAACCGAUUUCUAUUUCAAUAUCGCAGGACAUCAAGCUAUCCAUUACUCCAGGAUUCUGCCAAACAUCUGGCUGGGAAGUUGCCCUCGGCAGCUGGAGCAUGUGACCAUCAAGCUGAAGCAUGAACUGGGUGUUACAGCUGUGAUGAACUUCCAGACUGAAUCUGACAUUGUUCAAAAUUCCUGGGGCUGCAACCGCUACCCAGAACCCAUGAGCCCUGAAAUCCUCAUGAAGCUGUAUAAAGAAGAAGGUCUUGCCUAUGUCUGGCUGCCAACUGCAGACAUGAGCACUGAAGGAAGAAUCCAGAUGUUGCCACAAGCUGUCUGCCUCCUGCACGGGCUGCUGCAGAAUGGACACACUGUCUAUGUUCAUUGCAAUGCUGGUGUUGGCAGGUCUACAGCAGCUGUCAGUGGCUGGCUGAGGUACGUGAUGGGAUGGAGCCUGAGGAAAGUGCAGUACUUCUUGGCUUCCCGGAGACCAGCUGUCUAUAUAGAUGAGGAAGCUCUGAAUCGUGCUGAAGAAGAUUUCUACCAGAAAUUUGGGCAUCUUCGUUCCUCAUACCAAAUAGAAGAGUAGAAAAGCAGAAGAAGAAAAGGAAGGCAAAGAGGAAUCCUUACAUCUGAACCCCAGGAUUUAGAAAUUUCUGCGACUCAGGCACCCACCUCACCUCUUCAGAUUAUAAGCAUCUUGUAAAAGUGAUGAGAAUUUUGUUUAAAAAGUGCCCUAGAGUUUUUAAUUUGCUUUCUUCAAAGUGACAUGAUUCACAUUUUCAAGCCUUUUGGUGCAAUUAUGAGACCCAGAAACUGCAAAGUGAAAGGAGAUUUUCUUUUAACUAUUUGCCUAUAGGAAUGGAAGUUUCAGGGCUGACACUAAACUAAAGAUGUGAGGUGGAAUAGAGUUGGCAAUAAAAACUGACAAGAAAGAAAUACAAAGAUUGACUGGAUUAAGAUUCAGGUUAGGAUGGAGCAGACCAUCAUCAAAGCUGCUCAGUUAUUUUAAGCAGGUAUUAGAUUGUUGCAGUGUUUUGUAGUACUUCUGUAGACAAGUGGUAUUGAUGAGAAAGACCAGAAGGAAAUUGAUUCUUCAAUUCAGUGUUUAAAAACAAAAAGCUAAUGUCUAAUGCAGUGAACUAAGAUUUGCUCUUUGUCCAUCUAGUUAAUGUUAUGUAUUACGAGCUCCAGCUGUAUUCUUUUAUGACAUUGGGGUUAUGCUGGGCUGUGACAUGAAGAGAGGACACAGCUCCAGCUGUGGCAGCCUUGCUUUGUUGUGGGGCAGGACCACUGUUUGUUACAUUAUCCUAGGCUGUGAGUUCUCUGAGUUGAAGCUGCGUUUUGCUCCUCUGGUCCAUGCAGUGCUGUACAGGAGUUCCCUUAGGUGCCAAGUCAGUCUGAGCAGUAACCACUGGGGUAAGACAGGACCUGUAGGAAUUGUGUGGUGCAUGACUGGCACCACAGCCUCUGGGCUGUUGGUCUAGAUUAGUAUCUUCAAUACAGCAAAAGCCUCUCCUUGUGCAAGCAGUGGGUGUGUGUUAGGUUUAGCUGAUUGAAGCUAAUGCUGGGCUAUCUCUGGGCUGAAUGAAGUCAAUACAUUCCUCUAUAUGAACAAAGAGCAACUCUGCAGAGGAUAGUUUCUCAGGAGCUUAGCCCUAGUGUUAGCUUUGUGGGGAUGAUCCCUAAUGUUUUCUAUUGCUGCUUGGUCCCUUAGCUAAACUAAGCACCAACAGCUUUCAGUCCCACUCAGAUGAAACCAAUUUGAUGUAGAUUGAAUUUAAGAGAGAAUUAAAGAAGAAUAGACAUUAAGAAACAUAAUUUCUAUAGGUUUAUUCUUCAGUGAAAUCUCAUUUUUCCCAGCCAACUUGUUCCUCUAAAGAUGUAGUCAGUGACAGAGUAGUUUAAGUAAUAUAUAUUGAUUUUCUGAAUAUUUAAUGGAGAAACUAUUGGAUAUGAACUGUUUAUGGAGAAUGUCCAAAUGAAUAUAUUUUAUUUAUCCUUACUUCAAUCGUCUUGAAAAGAGAAAUAUUUAUUUAAGUUAUUCUAUGUGUGGUUUUGACCAUGACUUCAUUUGAGAUUUUUUGAAAUAACACUGCCUCUUUAGAAAAUGGAUGAGACAAUAAAGACAAAAUUACUAUUCCAGCA